Molecule: messenger RNA, 1684 nt
Organism: Oppiella nova
Lineage: Eukaryota; Metazoa; Arthropoda; Arachnida; Sarcoptiformes; Oppiidae
Source: the annotation of a GenBank genome assembly
CGACUCACAACAAACCGAUUGGGAAACCAUUGAAUGGUUUAUCAAUCGUGACGUUAGUGUCGACACAUGUGUCCAACACAUGCCUCUCAGGCCUCAAUAGAGUGACAUUUUGCUGACAUUGAAUACCGGAGCCGACUCUCUGUGCCAUUGCCUACACUUCCCAUUGAGUUCACGCGUGUCUGUCCCUCACAGUCACCACUAAUAGCAUUUAAAUCCCAUUUAUUAAUCCGAUUAUAAUCCAUAACAGACAUCUCGUGUGAGAUCACGUGAACCCCAUUUACCACACCAUCGACUGCUGAGGAAGAUUGCAAUGAGUCCACCGCAACCGAUACAACCGGGCGACUCAUGCGCCUACGGGUCCCCGAAGUACUUCGCCCUCUGCGGGCUGGGAGGCGUGUUGUCGUGCGGUAUCACCCAUACGGCACUCACGCCCCUGGAUCUGGUGAAGUGUCGCAUUCAAGUGAAUCCAACCAAAUUCAAGGGAAUCGUAUCGGGCUUUCAGGUGACCCUCAAGGAGGAGGGCGUGCGAGGGCUGGGCCGUGGGUGGGCGCCCACCGCCUUCGGGUACUCACUGCAAGGUCUGGGAAAGUUUGGCUUAUAUGAGGUGUUCAAGAAAGUGUACGCCGACGCCAUCGGCGAGGAGGCCUCCUAUCAGUGGCGGACGUCUCUCUAUUUGGCGUCCAGUGCUUCCGCCGAACUGUUCGCCGACAUAGCUCUCUGUCCCUUCGAGGCCUGUAAGGUGCGGACCCAGACAUCUCCCGGUGCGUCCGCCCAGUUGAGAGUCGUUAUGCCGCAGAUCUGGAAAAACGAGGGCUUCGGUGGCUUUUAUAAGGGUCUGACCCCUCUCUGGAUGCGACAGAUUCCCUACACGAUGAUGAAGUUCGCCUGUUUCGAGCGCACUGUCGAGUUGCUGUACAAACAUGUAGUUCCCAAACCUAGGGCUGAGUGCAACAAAGCGGAACAGUUGACGGUGACGUUCACCGCCGGUUAUAUCGCCGGUGUCUUCUGCGCCAUUGUCUCACAUCCGGCCGAUACUGUGGUAUCGAAGCUGAAUCAGGAUAAGGGCAGCACUGCUGGAGGGGUGCUCAAGAAGUUGGGAUUUGGCGGUGUAUGGAAGGGUCUGACCCCCAGGAUUAUUAUGAUCGGUACGCUAACAGGGCUCCAGUGGUUCAUCUAUGACGCGGUCAAAGUGUGGCUCCGUAUGCCGCGACCCCCGCCCCCGGAAAUGCCCGAAAGUCUUAAGAGAAAAUUGGCUGCAAAACAACAAUAAGGGCCAAAAGUUUUAGUGUUUUAAUAAAUAUAAUUAAUUCAAAAGGAAAUUUUAAUUUAACUAAUUAAUGAGAUAAUUAUUCACAAAAUUGUUAUUUUCCAAAUGCAUAAGAUUUUAGUUUUCAAACUCAAUACAAUGUUUUAAUUGUCAAAUAAAUGUACACAAACUUUUUAGUGACAAACAUUUUUUCUUUUGAGACAUAAUUGUUAAACACAUUUAGGUUUAAAAUUUAGGCAUAUUUUUGUUCUCAUUUUUUGUCAAUUUAUAGCUUUCUUUGAGUAUUUUAAUCGAGUUUUCAAUGCUUUUCCACCGAAGCUGUUGAUCACUGACUCGUUAAUCAUCGCGAAAUAGGUUUAAAAUAGGAUUUUAAUUACAAAUUGCAUUCAAUUAUUAUAAUAAAUAGUUUCAGAGGUG